Molecule: messenger RNA, 942 nt
Organism: Odocoileus virginianus texanus
Lineage: Eukaryota; Metazoa; Chordata; Mammalia; Artiodactyla; Cervidae
Product: olfactory receptor 1J4-like
Biological process (GO): G protein-coupled receptor signaling pathway
Cellular component (GO): plasma membrane
Molecular function (GO): G protein-coupled receptor activity; olfactory receptor activity
Source: RefSeq, a predicted model, not a curated record
AUGAGGAGGGAAAAUCAGAGCAGCGUGUCCAAGUUCCUCCUCCUGGGGCUCCCCAUCCGGCCAGAGCAGCAGGGCGCGUUCUUCACCCUGUUCCUGGGCAUGUACCUGACCACAGUGCUGGGCAACCUGCUCAUCAUCCUGCUCAUCAGGCUGGACGCUCGCCUCCACACCCCCAUGUACUUCUUCCUCAGCCACUUGGCCCUCACUGAUGUCUCCUUUUCAUCUGUCACUGUCCCUAAGAUGCUGAUAAACAUGCAUACUCGGGAUCAAUCAAUCCCCUAUGCAGGGUGUGUGACACAGAUGUAUUUUUUCAUAUUUUUUGGUUGUGUUGAUAAUCUUCUUCUUGCAGUGAUGGCCUACGACCGGUACGUGGCCAUCUGUCACCCUCUCCACUACACCACCAUCAUGCGAGGAAACCUGUGUAUUUCACUGGUGGCUGUGUCCUGGAUCUUCUCCUGUAGCAGUGCAAUGUCCCACACGCUCAGCCUGGCCCGGCUGUCCUUCUGUGCUGAUAACACAAUCCCUCAUUUCUUUUGUGAUCUUGCUGCCCUGCUUAAGCUCUCCUGCUCAGACACCUCCCUCAAUGAGUUGGUCAUCUUCACUGUGGGGGCACUGGGAAUCAUCAUACCACUCACUGGCAUCCUAGUGUCUUAUGUCCGCAUUGGGGUCUCCAUUCUGAGGGUCCCCUCGACCAAAGGGAUUUACAAAGCCUUGUCCACCUGCGGCUCCCACCUCUCUGUGGUUUUCCUAUUCUAUGGGACAAUUAUGGUUCUGUACAUUUUCCCACCAUCAAACAACUCCAGUGACAAAGACAUGAUUGCUUCAGUGAUGUACACAGUGGUCACUCCCAUGCUGAACCCUUUCAUCUACAGUCUGAGGAACAGGGACAUGAAGGGGGCUCUCGGGAGACUUUCCAGGAGGGAGAUCUUCUUCUCUAAGUAA